AUGGAACAUCCUCCUAAAACUUUGGAAGAAGAUGUAUUACCAUCCCCAACUACCACCGAAUUAGAAGAGUUGGACGAUCCUAUUGUUAAACUACAACCUUCAAAAAUGGAAGAUUACUUUUUUCCCGUACAUAAGCUUAAAACUCGUCUUGAGGAUGAUAAAAAAGAACCCGUAGUUAUUGUCGCAUGUGGUUCCUUUUCGCCAAUAACAUACUUACAUUUACAAAUGGCUAAGGAUUAUAUAUUAGAUACAAAUUUUGAAAUCAUGGGUGGUUAUUAUUCUCCGGUAUCCGAUGAUUAUACCAAGGAAGGACUUGCACCUUCUCAUCAUAGGGUUCGAAUGUGUGAACUUGCGGUGGAGAGAACUUCUCAAUGGUUAAUGGUCGAUGCUUGGGAAAGUUUAAAAGAAGAAUACACCAGAACUGCUAUAGUCAUGGAUCAUUUUAACAAAGAAUUGAACGAUAAUCGUGGAGGUGUUAUGACUUCUGAUGGCAAAAAACGAAAGAUUAAGGUUAUACUUUUAGCUGGUGGGGAUUUAAUCGAAUCGUUCAAAAUUCCAAGGCUUUGGUUGGAUGAUGACCUUCAUCACAUUUUAGGCGAUUACGGUGUCCUUAUAGUGGAAAGAACUGGUGCAGACGUUUUUGGAUUUCUACUGUCUCAUGAUAUACUUUAUCAGCAUAGGAAAAAUGUCUAUGUGAUUAAACAACUUAUAUAUAAUGAUAUAAGUUCAACCAAAGUUCGCUUAUUCAUUAAACGUGGAAUGUCUGUAAAAUACUUACUUCCUAAUUCGGUAAUCAAGUAUAUUCAUGAAAAUAAUUUAUACACUACGUAA
Messenger RNA from Diversispora eburnea, 831 nucleotides. NCBI's taxonomy places the organism in Eukaryota, Fungi, Glomeromycota, Glomeromycetes, Diversisporales, Diversisporaceae. The record is from the annotation of a GenBank genome assembly.